CAAGAAGCUUCUCUUUCGCGAUGCGCAAAUGAAUCUCCAACCACGGCGUCCAGGACCACUUGGAGUUACGAUAAGCUGGAGUCGUUUGGAGCUUCAUCUAAGGACGUGGACAAUGACCGCUUUGCUGCAACAUUGAGCUUCAGAGCUGGAGGAGUGCUUGGGCCCUGGUUUCUCGGGAGGAUGAC
This is a messenger RNA of Amoebophrya sp. A25, 185 nucleotides long. The record is from the annotation of a GenBank genome assembly. NCBI's taxonomy places the organism in Eukaryota, Dinophyceae, Syndiniales, Amoebophryaceae.